AACACCCCUACACCCGAUGGACCCUACGCUGCCCAGUCUGCCCAGCCCGGCCUCUUACCACAAUGAGACCCUACAAUAACACCCCGCCCCGAGGGACCCCACACUGCCCUCUCUGCCCCCCCCCCCCGGGCCUCUGACCGCAAUGAGACCCUACAAUAACACCCCGCCCCAAGGGACCCUACGCUGCCCAGUCUGCCCAGCCCGGCCUCUUACCGGAGUGAGACCCUACAAUAACACCCCACCCUGAGGGAUCCUACGCUGCCCACUCUGCCCCCCCCGGGCCUCUGACUGCAAUGAGACCCUACAAUAACACCCCGCCCUGAGGGACCCUACGCUGCCCAGUCUGCCCAGCCCGGCCUCAUACCGCAAUGCGACCCUACAAUAACACCCCGCCCUGAGGGAUCCUACGCUGUCCACUCUGCCCCCCCCCCGGGCCUCUGACUGCAAUGAGACCCUACAAUAACACCCCGCCCCAAGGGACCCUACGCUGCCCAGUCUGCCCAGCCCGGCCUCUUACCGCAAUGAGACCCUACAAUAACACCCCGCCCCAAGGGACCCUACGCUGCCCAGUCUGCCCAGCCCGGCCUCUUACCGGAGUGAGACCCUACAAUAACACCCCGCCCUGAGGGAUCCUACGCUGCCCACUCUGCCCCCCCCCGGGCCUCUGACUGCAAUGAGACCCUACAAUAACACCCCGCCCCAAGGGACCCUACGCUGCCCAGUCUGCCCAGCCCGGCCUCAUACCGCAAUGCGACCCUACAAUAACAAUCCCCCAUGCUAACAAACACUCUCAGUGCAAACCCUUCCUCCCCAGCCGCGACCCUCCGCUCACCCCAGGCUGGGUGCCAGGCGUCUGUGCCCUGGGAGCAAACUCCAGCGGGCGUGGCGGGGGGCGUGGCUGCCCAGGGCACCCCCCGGGGUAUAACCCCCAGGCCCCGCCGCCCCCCCGCCAGUGGGCGCGAUGUGCACGAGGAAGUGCUCCCGGGUGGUGGGCGUGGGGCUCUGGCCCCUGGCCCUGACCUGCACCAUCUGCAACCUGCUGCUCUGCUUCCCCGACUGGGACACCCAGUACGUGCAGGGCGGGGGCCGGCUGCUCACCCCCGAGGUGCUGUACCUGGGGGGCCUCGUCGGGGGCGGCGCCAUGAUCCUGAUCCCAGCGAUCCACAUCCAGGCGACCAGCCGGCAGGCCUGCUGCGGGAACCGCUGUGGGAUGUUCCUGUCCAUCCUCUUCGCCCUGGUGGGGGUGGCCGGCUCUGUCUACGCCGUGAGCGUCUCCGCCCUGGGGCUGGUGAACGGGCCCCUGUGCCAGGUGCGGGAGGACAACGGCAGCCUCAGUACAUGGGCACAGCCCUUCCGCAGCGCCCACGAGGAGCUCAGCGAGCAGAGCUACCUGUUCAACACCUCGACGUGGGACGCGUGUGUGAACCCGCCGGGCGUGAUCCGGUUCAACGUGACCCUCUUCUCCCUGGUGCUGGUAGCGGCGCUGAUGGAGCUGCUGCUCUGCGGGGUGCAGGUGCUGAACGGCCUCUUCGGCUGCCUCUGCGGGACCUGCAACAAGAAACAGGACAGGGGCCCCAAGCAAUCCCUGCACUGAGCCGAAGAGCCGCCAGCGUGACCUGAGGAGCCGCGGCACAACCGCCCACCCCCUCCGAAACCCUCCCUGCCCGUCACGCCCCAGGAACCCAGGCAUCCGGGACCAGCUCUGCCUGGGAUCACGGGGACACAGAGCUUACAGACAGCAGCGCCCGUGCAACGCACCAAGCACCCCCCCCCCGUGUCACCAGCCACCCUGAAUAAACCCGAGGGGCCGUGGGGAACUCCGCGGGGGGUGGAGUGGGGAACUGCGGCCUCUGCUCUGGACAAACCUC
Messenger RNA from Gopherus evgoodei (Goodes thornscrub tortoise), 1868 nucleotides. Its product is annotated as transmembrane 4 L6 family member 5-like. The coding region runs from base 962 to 1594 and encodes 210 amino acids. Gene Ontology annotation, cellular component: membrane. NCBI's taxonomy places the organism in Eukaryota, Metazoa, Chordata, Testudines, Testudinidae. The transcript is spliced from 5 exons. The record is from RefSeq and is a predicted model, not a curated record.